Tigriopus californicus is the source of this 1892-nucleotide messenger RNA. It is a transcript of the gene Sgsh, whose product is annotated as N-sulphoglucosamine sulphohydrolase-like. The coding region runs from base 13 to 1629 and encodes 538 amino acids. The record is from RefSeq and is a predicted model, not a curated record. Gene Ontology annotation, biological process: glycosaminoglycan catabolic process; heparan sulfate proteoglycan catabolic process. NCBI's taxonomy places the organism in Eukaryota, Metazoa, Arthropoda, Copepoda, Harpacticoida, Harpacticidae. Gene Ontology annotation, molecular function: N-sulfoglucosamine sulfohydrolase activity. The transcript is spliced from 8 exons.
GUCCUCGACAUCAUGGGAAGACAUGUUCAAAUUUGGUAUUUUUCCUUCCUUUGGACUUGCAUCCACGGAAAAAACGUUCUUUUCUUUUUCGGUAUCGAUUAUUCGGCAUAUUCGUCUCAAGAUUCAUGUGAUACAAUUAAUUCAAUUUCUUCCCCCACAAAUAUCACUCCAGCUGAUGAUGCCGGUCUGGAGGGUGGAAUUUUUGGGAAUCCCGUCAUAAGAACCCCGCACCUGGACGAGCUCGGAAGGAAAAGUGUACGAUUCACGCGGGCUUUUACACCAGUCAGCAGUUGCUCUCCGAGCCGUGCCGCAGUUCUCACGGGUCUACCUGUUCACCAAAAUGGGAUGUACGGGUUACAUCACAAUGUUCAUCACUUCGAUUCGUUUGACAAAGUUCAAAGCUUGCCUUUAAUUCUUGGCAAAAACAACAUCAAGACAGGAAUUAUUGGUAAAAAACAUGUAGGUCCAAAUGGAGUGUUUCCGUUCGAUUUUGCACACACCGAAGAGAAUUCUCCGAUUAAUCAAGUGGGUCGAAACAUCACCCACAUGAAGAACCUGGUUGGAUCGUUCCUGGACAGAUUCGGAGACAAGCCUUUCUUUUUGUACAUCCCCUUCCACGAUCCACAUCGAUGUGGUCACACCAAUCCGGAAUUGGGUGAAUUUUGCCAAAAGUUUGGUGAUUCAGUUUCGGGAUUUGGAACUAUUCCUGACUGGGAGCCCACUUACUAUAGUGAUGAGGAGGUGAUUGUGCCUGGAACGGUCCCAGACACUCGGGCCACCAGGAGCGAAAUUGCAAAUCAAUACACGACCAUUUCAAGGCUCGAUCAAGGCAUUGGCUUGAUCAUGGAUGAACUGACUGCCCGAGGUCACAUCAAUGAAACAUUGGUAAUCUACUCAUCAGACAAUGGGAUUCCAUUUCCCAAUGGCCGAACCAAUUUCUACGACUUGGGAAUUCACCAGCCUCUGUUGAUCUCAUCACCGGUACAUCCAAGAUCUCAUGGACAAUCCGUCGCUUCAUUGGUUUCCCUUUUGGAUGUGACACCAACCGUUCUGGAUUGGUUUCGAAUCCCUUAUCCAAGAUACAAGAUGUUUCAUCAUUCACCGUCUGUCCGCUUAACGGGAAAAUCCCUAUUGCCCGCUCUAGAUUACAUGUCCGGAGGACAAACCGAUCUAAUGCAUCAAGAGAGGACAGUUGUAUUUGGGAGCCACAACUUGCACGAGGUUACGAUGUAUUAUCCAAUGAGAUAUAUACGCGGUCCACGAUUUAAACUGAUUCGAAACCUUGCUCACGAAUCUUAUUUUCCUAUUGACCAAGACUUCUUUUUAUCAAAAUCUUUGCAAGAUCUCUUGCUACGGUUUCGCCAUAAGAAGGACCUUCGGUGGAUCAAGACAUGGCCUCAGUACCUUAUUCGUCCGCAAUGGGAAUUGUUCGAUUUGGAAAGUGAUCCUCUUGAGAUUCAUAACCUGGCAGUGGAUUCCAAAUUUCAAGCUAUACUCAAGGACCUUCAGGAUCAAUUAACGGCAUGGCUAAACGUUACCCAAGACCCGUGGAUUUGUGGCCCCAAUCAAGUGUUAGAAGACAAAGGCUCGUUCAAAGAUAAUCCUCAAUGUUUCAGUUAUCUAUUCUAACGAUGUCCAUGGAUAACAGAGAGCUUGAGAAAUAGGAUGCAAUUUACAUGUUGUUCAUCACCCAAUGAGAUGCGUCCAAGGAUACUGUCUCUCAUCAGGGUCAUUCGUGAAAUUGCAAGAGUCUUCAAACUUGUCGAUGGUCUGCGUUAUUGGGAUCCAGUGGAUGGUUUGGCUUGAGCCGCACUCUCUUUCAUUUCUGUUAAAAACAGGAGGCACAAAUAUUUCUUCUUAAAUUGGAUAUGCAUACAUAUUGAUUUUAAUUA